GAGGCCGCGUAUGAAGCGUAUUCUAGAAAAGAAAUUACGCACUUUUGACGACGUAGACGCGAUGUGCUCUAUGCUUGUUGUGGAUUUUUUUUCUCCGCAAAUCUCACUCGGGGGGCAAAUGCGGCGGUGGCAGUCAGCUGUGCUCCCAAUCUUAUCAUGACAAAUGAGUAAUGAAUGGUAACAAACGCUUCGACGAUGGAGGGAAUGCUGUACAAGUGGACCAAUUACAUAAGCGGGUGGCAACCCCGCUGGUUUGUGCUGGACGGCGGAACUUUGUCGUAUUAUGACUCUCAAGAGGAUGCCUGGAAAGGCUGCAAAGGGAGCAUUAAAAUCUCCGUUUGUGAAAUUCAAGUCCAUCCGUCCGACUCCACUCGUCUUGACCUGACCAUACCCGGAGAGCAGUACUUCUACCUGAGAGCCAUCAACGCAGCGGAAAGGCAAAAAUGGCUGGUGGCUCUGGGAAGCGCAAAAGCUUGCCUGACAGACAACCGGACAAAAAGAGAAAAGGAGCUCCAGGAGAACACGGAAGCGCUGAAGACAAAGAUGUCGGAGCUCAGGUUGUACUGCGACCUUCUGCUCCAACAAGUGAACAAAAUCAAGGACGGCCACGACGACGACGACGAGUUCGGUGUCGCUGCAGCGAGCGGAAUGGACGCCGGCAACCUGGUGAAGUCGACGUGCACCACCUUCCUCAAGACGUUGGAGGAGUGCAUGCAGAUCGCCAAUCGUACCUUUGCGCCAGACGCCUCCAAGCCGAGCCCGCCGGCGUCGCCCCCCGUCGCCGCCGUCAAACCUCAGAAGAUCAAAGCUGUCAAUCAGUUAAGGCAGCGCCUCGGCGAGAAAGCUUUGUCGGAAGCAGACGGGACGGCGCACGACGCCCGCAGCCUCGACUCCGGCGCAGGAGCGCGCGAUGAACCGCACGGACCAGAACCUUUCCCGACAGACGUCCACACGGCCAACGGCGACAACUCCGCGCAGGAGGAGAAAGUCGAUCCCCUUCCUCCCGCGACCCAGAACGCGUCUCAGGCCGAAGGUUCUGCAGCGGCCGACGUAGACGAGGAGCGAAAGGAGAGCCCAGGAACGGCGGCGGUGGAGGCGGAGGCGGAGGAGGAGACCGGCGGCGGCGGCGGCGAGGAGCCUCGACACGAAGCGUCCGCGGACGGAGAAGACGCCGACUGUGAAGAAGACAUUUUCAAGGACUCCGCGGAGCCAGUGGAGACUUUUUUCAGCACAAUGAGUCACAGAUUUAGCGAUUUAAAGCUGGAUGACGACAACGGCAUCCCCACGCGAGAGUUUUUGGACUCGUGCUACGCGAUCGUGCCCGUGUUAGACAAGCUGGGCCCCACCGUUUUUGCUCCGGUGAAGAUGGACUUUGUGGGAAACAUCAAGAAAAUCCAGCAGAAGCUGAUGUCGGACCCGGCCGCCUUCCCCACGCUGCAGUCCAUCGUGCUGCACGAGGUGGACGGCCGGGUGGCCGAGGUGCGCAACUCGGCCACCGAGGCCCUGCUGUGGCUCCGGCGGGGCCUCAAGUUCCUCAAGGAGUUCCUGGCGCGGGUCGACGCCGGCGAGCGAGACAUCCACGCCGCGCUCAAUCACGCUUACGGAAAGACCCUCCGGCAGUAUCACGGAUGGGUGGUCCGCGGGGUCUUUGCGCUGGCGCUGCGAGCCGCUCCGUCCUACCAGAGCUUCACGGCCGCCUUGGUGACCACCGAAGGCGACGAGCUGAAGAGCGGCUUCGCCAGCGGCGUGCGGCGGGACCUCGGCGUCUACCUGCCCGCCAUGGACCGGCUGCUCGCCGUCCUGGACGACCUCUACGAGGAGCACAACCUGGAGUCCGACGAGGUGGUGUGAAACGCGGGCGCGGGAAGUCCGGAAGGCGGCGCCAAGUGUGCACCGAGGGGCUUUCGGCAUCAAAAAAAUGACCUGUCAAUUGUACGUACUUUAAAAAGUACAUAACUCUGCGAGAUCAAAUUUUGAGUUCUGAAUUUUGAAAUCAUAUCGCAGAAUGUGCAAUAACAUGCAAGUAAAUGAAGAAAAAUCUGUCAGUGUUUCUAUAACAAAGCAAACUCGGACUUUUUAGGACAACUCGCUAAUGUUGCACUGCGUAUUUUUAGUCUUUCAAAUUUGAACAAAAAUGCUUUUUUUUUUUUUUUUUUUUAAAUUAACUCUUAUGAGGGACCAACGAGGACGGCUUUUAGCACCCUAACACUGGAAGAUGGAAAAUAAGAUUUUCAUGCGGAACAUGCUCACGACCAUACCGACAUCUGCUCAACAGGCCAGUGCGUAGUGUGCAUUUUUAUUUAUUUCGUCAUAAGUUAUUAACGUGUCAUCUCGUUUCCAUCUGAAGACGCGAUAACCGCCUUGAAUCAAACUCAAUAAUCCUAUUUUAUGAAGUGGAAAAUAUGUUCUAAUCUCGUCCAUCCACGUGUGUUGUCAUGUGUGCUAACUUAUUACUUAUGAGCCAGUCAAGCAUUAUUUUUCAUGGUUAUAAGACCUUGUCAUUUUUUUUUUUUUAACAUGCAGUCAACUUGCACAAUUUGAAUAUGGUUGCUGAUGUAAUUCAUUAAAUUGUGCUGUUGGAAUAUUUCGGGUGCUUUUACAUAUAUGUGUGGAAAUAUUUGAUAUGUACUUAAUAAAAAAAAAAAA
Syngnathoides biaculeatus (alligator pipefish) is the source of this 2646-nucleotide messenger RNA. RefSeq names its product pleckstrin homology domain containing, family A (phosphoinositide binding specific) member 8 (gene plekha8). Lineage: Eukaryota; Metazoa; Chordata; Actinopteri; Syngnathiformes; Syngnathidae. The transcript has 13 exons. The coding region runs from base 175 to 1851 and encodes 558 amino acids. Gene Ontology annotation, molecular function: ceramide 1-phosphate transfer activity; ceramide 1-phosphate binding. The record is from RefSeq and is a predicted model, not a curated record. Gene Ontology annotation, cellular component: cytoplasm; membrane; cytosol. Gene Ontology annotation, biological process: intermembrane lipid transfer; ceramide transport.